Molecule: messenger RNA, 1527 nt
Organism: Camellia sinensis
Lineage: Eukaryota; Viridiplantae; Streptophyta; Magnoliopsida; Ericales; Theaceae
Source: RefSeq, a predicted model, not a curated record
CUUACCACUGACACGUGGACCUCAACUCAAAACUUAAACUAUAUGUGUCUCACAACCCACUUCAUAGAUGAUGAUUGGAAAUUGCAAAAAAGAAUCAUAAACUUUGGUCAAGUGGAAGAUCAUAAGGGAGAGACAAUUGGUAAAAAACUUGAAAUGUACUUACUCGAAUGGAAUAUUGGUAGCAUAUUUACAUUGACUGUAGACAAUGCUAGUUCCAACAGCACCACAAUUAAGUUUUUAAAACGGAAAACAAGGGACUGGAAAGGGACUGUUUUGGGGCAUGAGUUCUUACACAUGCGCUGUUGUGCGCAUAUUCUGAACCUUAUAGUGGGAGAUGGUUUGAAAGAGCUUCAUACAUCCAUUGCUAGAGUUCGUGAAGCUGUGAGGUAUGUAAGGUCCUCUCCCAAUAGAUAUGAAGUUUUUAAGAAGUGUGUUGAGAAACAAAAAAUUGUGUCGAAAAGUCUUGUGUGUCUUGAUGUGCCAACUAGGUGGAACUCCACUUACCUAAUGUUGGAAGCUGCUGAAAAGUUUGAAAAGGCUUUUGAGAGAUUGAGGAUGAGGACUCUAAUUACCGAGCUUACUUCAAGGUUUGCAAGGGUGAGGAUGGAGAUGGGCAGGUGUUUGGGGAUGAAGAUGAGAAUAUGGAUGAAGAUGAGAAUGAGGAUGGGGAUGGGGAAAAUGGGAGGAAGAAAUCAAGGAGAUCUCCAACAGCAAGAGAUUGGAAUAAUUGCAGAAUUUUUUUAAAGUUCUUAAAACUUUUUUACAAUGCAACCAAACGAUUUUCAGGUUCUCUUUUUGUUACUUCCAAUUGCUUCUUUGAUGAGAUGUUUGUCAUCCAAACCAAGAUAGAGCAAUUAAUCAAAAAGGAUGACAAACUUUUGUCCACAAUGGCACAAAACAUGAAAGAAAAAUUUGAAAAGUAUUGGGGUAAUGGGGAGAAAAUCAACUUACUUGUGUAUGUUGCUUCCAAUGAAGAAAAGUUUGAUAUAUUGGGAUGGUGGAAGGUCAAUUCUUCCAAGUAUAGAGUGUUGUCUCAAGUUGCACGUGAUGUCUUGGCAAUACCCGUCUCUACAGUAGCUUCUGAAUCAGCCUUUAGUACAGGAGGACGCAUUUUAGACCCAUUUCGUAGUUCAUUAUCUCCAAUGAUGGUGGAGGCUCUGAUAUGUACACAGAAUUGGCUUCAAAGCAUAGUUCCUAUUUCUCUUCGGAAGGCAAUGGAUGAUGUGGAGGAACUUGAACAAUAUGACCCUGUAGCUCUUUCUGAAUUGGCAUCAACCUCAAACCCAAGUCCAAAUAUUAUCACACUCUAGUAUGGCUUGGCUUCGAUCUUUUUGGUUUCAUGGGGAGUUAACUGACUUUCUUGACUUUUGGUUUUAUACAAUUAACAUAGAUCAGUACUCUUCUUUUUGACUUUAUGAACAAAUAUUUUUGCACAUGGAUAGUGAUUGGGAUAACUAUACUUGUGAAUGUUUUGAUGGAUUACUGUCUGUAAUUAUGAUAGACUGAAAAUGGAUGGUGACAAACUAA